GUCAUCACGCACGCAGGCACGGGCUUAAAAAAAAAUCAUUUGAGGCGGAAUGACAGUCUGAACUGAAUGCCGCUUUGAAUGAACUCCUUCAACCGCGACUGAGCUCAGCGACGAGUUGAGUGUUGACGAAGUGGGCGUGGCCUGUUGAAUGAGGUACCGUGAAGAGGACGUGGAGAAGAAGGGCCUCCAGCCAUGACUCAUCAGGACUGGGACCAGCAGAGCCCUCUCGUCCUGGAACGCGUGGAGAAGGAAACGGGCCCGAGCUGGCGGUCCGUGGCGUCGCAGCGCCUGAAGAAGCACUGCUCGUGCACGCCGAAGAAAGCCAAGUCCAAGAUCCUGGGCUUCGUGCCCAUCCUGAAGUGGCUGCCGCGCUACCGGCUCCGGGAGUGGCUGCUGGGCGACGCCAUGUCGGGGCUGAUCGUGGGGAUCCUGCUGGUCCCCCAGUCCAUCGCCUACUCCUUAUUGGCCAGCCAGGACCCCAUAUACGGCCUAUACACGUCUUUCUUCACCUCCAUCAUCUACGCCGUCUUCGGCACCUCCCGACACAUCUCGGCGGGGGUCUUCGCCGUGCUCUGCCUGCUCAUGGGUCAGGUCGUGGAUCGGGAAUUGGCUCUGGCCGGAUACUCGGAAAGCGGCGGCGGCGGCUGGAGCAACGGUAGCGCCGUCCUGCUCGCCGGCCUGGGGAACGGCAGCCUCGAGGUGGUGUGCGACAAGAGCUGCUACGCCAUCGCGGUGGGAACCACGCUGACCUUUACUGCCGGGGUCUACCAGAUGCUGAUGGGUAUUUUCCAGGUCGGCUUCAUCUCGGUCUACCUCUCGAACUCCCUCCUCGACGGCUUCGCCACGGGAGCCUCCCUGACCAUCUUCACGUCCCAGUUCAAAUACCUCCUGGGCCUGAAGAUCCCCAGGCCCCAGGGCUGGUUCGUGCUGUUCAAGACCUGGUACAGCGUGCUCGGCAACCUGGGAAACACCAACGUCUGUGACCUGGUGACCAGCUUGGUGUGUCUGCUGGUCCUGCUACCCGCAAAGGAGAUCAACAAUCGCUUCAAGGCCAAGAUGAAGGCUCCAAUCCCCUUCGAGCUCUUCGUGGUGAUAAUCGCGACGCUGGCUUCCCACUUCGGCCGCUUCAACACCGACUACGGGUCGGACGUGUCCGGCGACAUCCCCACGGGCUUCAUGCCCCCGCAGAUGCCCAUGUGGACCCUGAUCCCCAACGUGGCCGUCGACGCCUUCUCCAUCGCCAUCGUGGGGUUCGCCAUCACCGUCUCGCUGUCGGAGAUGUUCGCCAAGAAGCACGGCUACGCGGUGGACGCCAACCAGGAGAUGUACGCCCUCGGCCUGUGCAACAUCCUGCCGUCGUUCUUCCGCUGCUUCACCAGCAGCGCCGCGCUGACCAAGACCCUCGUCAAGGAGUCCACGGGGUGCCACACCCAGGUGUCCGGGCUGAUCAGCGCCCUCGUCCUGCUGCUGGUGCUGCUGGUUAUCGCGCCGCUCUUCUAUUCCCUUCAGAAGUGCGUGUUGGCCGUCAUCAUCCUGGUCAACCUCCGCGGGGCUCUGCGGAAGUUCCUCGACGUUCCCGCCAUGUGGCGCGUCAACCGCGUCGACGCCUCCAUCUGGCUGAUCACCAUGGCGACCUCGGCGCUGGUCAACACCGAGCUGGGUCUGCUGGUCGGGGUCCUGGUGUCCGCCCUCAGCGUCCUGGGCCGGACCCAGCAAGCCCGGGUCCUGGAGCUGGGCCGGGCGCCGGCCAGGGAGCAUUACGAGGACCUGUCUUCGUACCGCGGCCUCCGGACGCAUCCCGAAGUGGCCGUUUUUAGGUACGACGCUCCGAUCUAUUACGCCAACCAGAGCAUGUUCAAGAAGUCCCUCUACAAGUGCGUCGGCCUGGACCCCGUGAAGGAGAAGGACCAGCUGGUGAAGUUAAGGAAGAGGAACAAGCGGCAGCAGGAGAAGGAGGACGACGGAGUCCCGAACGUGAAGUCGGCGGAGACGGAGGGCGAAGGUAAAGAGGUCGUCACCUUGAUGCUCGACGAGAAAGCCCGGCGCCUCCGCAGCCUGGUGAUCGACUGCAGCGCCGUCUUGUUCCUGGACACCGCCGGGGUGAGCGCCCUGAAAGAGGUCCGCAAGGAUUACGCGGCACUCGGGAUCAGGGUGGUCCUGGCCCAGUGUAAUACCUCGGUGCUGGACUCGCUGGAAAGUGGCGGGUACUACCCCGACAAAGAAGACCGGAUCCUGUUCUUCACCAUCGCGGACGCCGUCCGCUACGCCCAGAGCCUCUCCGCUCCCAACGGGGACUGAAGCCAGAGCUCCGGUUCUACCAAAUCUCCACGUUUACGCGCAUGCAGCUGUGCAUCAUGCAAAAGAAAACCGCCAAUUGUUACCCAUAAUGCCUCUGGAUGCUCCAGCGCGUCUGUCCGACGCUCCUGCUGCAGACAAGUAUUUAUUUCACAAAGAAAAGAAGCCAAAGAACUCCUAACAAUGUAAACAAACUAUAUAUUUAUACAUAUAUAUAUAUUUUAUUCAUAGUUCCGUCCUACUAACUCGAUCUGAA
This is a messenger RNA of Cyclopterus lumpus (lumpfish), 2551 nucleotides long. It is a transcript of the gene slc26a2, whose product is annotated as solute carrier family 26 member 2. Gene Ontology annotation, cellular component: membrane. NCBI's taxonomy places the organism in Eukaryota, Metazoa, Chordata, Actinopteri, Perciformes, Cyclopteridae. The transcript has 6 exons. The coding region runs from base 193 to 2298 and encodes 701 amino acids. The record is from RefSeq and is a predicted model, not a curated record. Gene Ontology annotation, biological process: transmembrane transport. Gene Ontology annotation, molecular function: secondary active sulfate transmembrane transporter activity; bicarbonate transmembrane transporter activity; oxalate transmembrane transporter activity.